CUCUCCCCGCCCGAAGAGGGAAGGCGGGCGGGACUCCCCAACUUGCCCGGGUCCCCCUGGGCUUGCCCGGGUCCCCCUGGGCUCCAUGAAUAACCAGGCGCGGACCCCAGCCCCCUCCUCGGCGCGGACCUCAACCUCAGUCCGGGCUUCCACCCUCACCCCGACACCGACUCCACUCCGGACUCCGACUCCAGUCCGGACUCGGACCCCCAUCCGGACCCAGACUCCAGUCCUGACUCCGUCUCCGGCCCGGCCUCCCGCUCUGGUCCAGACUCCCGCUCCAGCCCACAUCCCCACUCAGGUCCCGACUCCCGCUCUGGUCCGGAUACCCCGUCUGGUUCCGCCUCCUGCUCGGGCCUGGAUCCCUACUCCGGUUCCUGCUCCUGCUCCCGUCCGGAACCCAACUCCGGUCCCGACUCCGGCUGGGACCCUGACUCCUCCAGUCCGGGUCCCAGCCCCAGCCCCAGCGCCAGCCCAGGUCCUGGCGGGGAUUCGGACCGCGCUCCCCGCCUUGGACUCCUACCCGGCCCCGGCCCUACCUUUGGACCCGCCCCCGGAACCUGCUCCGGAGCCGCCUUUGUCGCCCGAGGAGGACCCUGAGCCGGCGCCGAGCCUGAAGCUCAUCCCGUCGGUCUCCAGCGAGGCCGGGCCCGCCCUGGGGCCCCUUCCCGCUCACACUCCUCUGGCCGCGAACUCAUCCGGGCCCACCCUGGACUUCACCUUCAGGGCAGACCCGUUGGCCACCGGGCUGGCAGAUCCCCACAUUCCCAGCUCUGUUCCCGCGCCCAUCCUGGGGACCAUCCCGUCGGCCCUCUCCUUACAGAAUUCGACGGAAAACUUCGUCUCCACCAGCGAGAACUUCGCGCUGGACAAGAGGGUCCUGAUUCGAGUGACCUACUGUGGCCUCUGAAGCUAUAGCCUUCGGUACAUUCUACUGAAAAACAGCCUGGAGCAGCAAUUUCCAAAUCACCUACUCUUUAGGGGUGAUGGCUUUGUGAACGAGUCCGGGCUGCAGAAAAUUGUGAGCGUUAUCUAUGAGGAGAUCAAGAAAAGGUAGCCGGCAAGGGGUGGAGCUGGAGGAGUCUCAGCCGGAUGAUGAGAAGGGCUGAAAUGUUGCCAAGUCAGGUCCUUUUCUGAUGGUGGUUGGGGCUGGGGUGAGCUCAGGGAGGGGGAAGAGGAGAAUACAUGCAGAGUC
This is a messenger RNA of Rhinopithecus roxellana (golden snub-nosed monkey), 1195 nucleotides long. It is a transcript of the gene SELENOV, whose product is annotated as selenoprotein V. The record is from RefSeq and is a predicted model, not a curated record. Lineage: Eukaryota; Metazoa; Chordata; Mammalia; Primates; Cercopithecidae. Gene Ontology annotation, biological process: response to selenium ion. Gene Ontology annotation, cellular component: cytosol. The transcript is spliced from 5 exons.